Molecule: messenger RNA, 1470 nt
Organism: Cyclocybe aegerita
Lineage: Eukaryota; Fungi; Basidiomycota; Agaricomycetes; Agaricales; Hemipholiotaceae
Source: the annotation of a GenBank genome assembly
AUGGCCAAAUUCCUCAACUUCGAUCUCAUCGCGAGGGUGAUAGAACUCUGUCGAGAUGACUACGGCCUCCUCUAUCAUUGCUCGUUGGUUAACUGGGAAUUCAAUCGGGCAGCAUCAAGAAUGCUCUAUGCUCAUGUCGUCAUCUCACCCAUGUUUAAGCCUGUGCUGAACCUAAGGGAUACAAGCUCGAUACCGGAAAACUCGAACUUUCCAUCCGCGAUUCUAUCCAGAAACGCAUCUUACGUGCUCGUAUUGGAGAUCAGUGGAUAUAUCUCUCCUCGGUCACCACCGCGCAACACGAUCGCACAAACGAUAGCUAGUUCCUUACUGCUCUUCACUAGCCUCCAAACCGUUAUACUCACGCCGGCAACGUACCAUGAAGAACUGUUCUCCCCCAGCAUUCCGCUCCUUAUUGCGAGAAACACGAUACCUGAAGAACAGGGAGAUGGCGGUCCUAGUCUUAAUCUGUCUCCCUUGGCGAGCCUAGUGGUGAACGCAUCGUGCACAGAUGACGCGCAUGCGCCAGAUCUCGUGAAGAUAUCCCACCUAAGAAAGAUUGGGUUGGUCAGUCCUGGACGAAAAAUACUUGAACUGUUGCCAACAUGGCUGAAAAGAUUGGAGAGGGAACCUAGUAGAGGUGUAAAAGAGCUGCAUCUCAAGGCAAACUGCGGCUCCGUCACUCCUGGAGUGCUCAAAGCGAUCUUACCGCACAUCCAGAACAGCGUACAGGCACUGACUCUCGGCCUUUCGUACUCGCUGACGAACGACGACGUGUUCGGCUUCAUCUCACAGUUGCACCACCUUCGGCAUCUCGAGCUUCGGUAUUAUUGGCAACUCAAACAGCCGGCACAUCCUCCUUCCCUUCCCCAACUCCGUACAUUCGUCGUCUCGUUCAUGCACACAAACACCGUCCCGGAGACCCAGGCCCUAGAUAAGUGGAUUCGGCGUGCGAUCGAGCUGUCGCCCCUCCUCGAGGAGCUCAAGCUCGUCUCAGACUCUGACGGCGACAAUUCUACCCCCAACGACGACGGGGCGCAGGUCGCGCACGACUCCCUGAUCGACCAUUUGGUCAAGAAACAUAGUAUACGGCUGAGAGUCCUUACGAUGACCACGUCGUUUGUUAACGGGAAGGCACUGAGAGUGCUGUUUGACCGGUGUGGAGGCUUAGAGGAGAUCUCGACUAGGGUGAAUAAGACCGUUUUCACAAUACUCCGCGAAAGUAAGAUGGCAGUUCCGCAUCUCCGCUCGGCUUCGUUCCAAAUCUGCAAUGUCAAGAGAGGAUUUCAAGUUGAUCCAGCGGUGGUGGAAGAGACCAUGCGUAAUGGACCCCUGGCCUUGAGGAACCUAAGAAUUAAUGGAUGCUCGUGGCAGGGCUCGUGGAAAGUGUAUCCAGACACGCUCGCGUCUGAGUUUAUGGUAGCGAGAGCCGAGGAUAAGGUGCCGCCAUGGGGUCGAAGACAAAAGGAAUAG